CGCUUUCGGACCAGAACCAGAGCGCUGCGUCACGGGAACGCGCUCUGUGUGACCUCACAGCUGGAACCCCGGGAACGCGCAUAAUGGUAGAAAUGGCCCAGUUUGAGUCCUGAAGCUUCACCUUGUCGCUGUACAGCACAUUGACAAGUCGAUGAGCAGCCUGUGAUCGGGUCGAUGGAGCCAUUGACCGAAACGGAUCAUCUCCUUUGUGAGACUGGCCAAAAAAGUCAGACAAACCAGGAGUGUGAUCGAGAGCCACAGGAUCACAACAUCCUCCUGGAGAAGAAUAAGACGGAGGUGCUUCAGGAGAAGGACAAGUGCAUUCUGACGGAGUUGGAGGACAGAGAGAGAUCUUUGGAGGAAAGACUCACUGAGGUGAUGAAGGAGUUGGAAACGAAAAGCAAAGAGCAGAUGAAGAUCCAGAAAGACUACGUGAAACUGUGGUUAAAAUAUGAAGAAGCUUUGUCCUAUUUGGCUGAUGCCAAGUACCAAGAAAAGAAAGCUAAGGAAGUUAAUGCAGAGCUGAGGCACAAUAACUCUGUCCUGAUCGAGCAGCGGGCAGCAUUGCACAGCUCAGCGAAGUACAUGCGGAAAUUACUUUAUAACCGACACAAUCUGUGCAUCAAGAAAGCAAAGUGUACACUGCAGAACGAGAACCAUGAGUUGAAGAAUCAAGUCGGAACCUGGCAAACAAAAGUGGAGGACCUUGAGGAACAGCUAAAGACUUGUAGGACGAGUGAAAAGGAACUGAUGGAGCAGAGGCAAAGCCAGAGUGACUACUACAGCCUCUGGGUUAAAUAUAAAGAAGCUGUGUUCCAACUGGCUGAUGCUAACGACAGGGAGAGAGAAGCUCUGGAGAACAAUGCCAUACUGAGGAACAGUAACUCCGUCCUGAUGGAUCAGCAGAAAGUAUUGCAAAACUCAGUGGAUCACUUGCGGGAUUUAUUCGCUCAAGAACGCAAGAUGCAUGUCAAUUCAGCAAAAUCUACACUGCAGAACAAGAACAAUGCCAUGCGGAAGCAAGUCCAAAUCCUGCAAACCACAGUGAACAUGUUGGAGGAACAGCUAAAGACUCAUACGACGGGUGAAGAGAAACCGAUGGAGCAAAUGCAAAGCCAGAAGGACUUCUUCACACUUUGGGUUAAAUAUGAAGAAGCUGUGUCCCAUCUGGCUGAUGCUGAGGACCAAGAGAUGACCGCUCUGGAGGACAAUGCAGAGCUGGAACACAAUAACUCCAUACUGAUUGAGCAGCAAAAAGCUUUGCAGAGCUCACUGGAUUACUUGCAGGAAUUAUUUGCUCAACAACGCAAGACACGUGCCAAGUUAUUGAAGUCGACACUGCAGAUCGCCAACAAUGCCCUGAGGAAGCAAGUCCAAAUCCUGCAAAUCAAAGUGAACAUGUUGGAGGAACAGCUAAAGAUUGGUGAGACGGGUGAAGAGGAACCGAUGGAGCAGGGGCAAAGCCAGAAUAACUACUACACCCUCUGGGUCAAAUAUGAAGAAGCUUUGUCCCAUCUGGCUGAUGCUAGAAACGAAGAGAGGAAAGCUCUGGAGGACAGUGUAGAGCUGAAGCACAAUAACUCCCUCCUGAACGAGCAGCUGGAAGCAUCGAAAGGUGUAUUGCAUCAAUUGCUGAAAUUAUUUCAUGAUUUUCGCAGUACGGGUAUCAAGAUAACGCAGCCUAUGCUGCAGAACGAGAACAUUUCCCUGAAGAUGCAAGCCAGAAUCCUGCAAACCAAAAUAGAGAACCUUAAAGAACAUCUGGAGAUUCGUCGGAGGGGUGAAGAGGAAAUGAGACCAGGACACCAGGGGGCAUCGUAGAUCACGGAUCUCUCCAAAGGGAGAAAACACAUCAAGGCUGUGGUUGCACCAGCGUUGGAGAGCAGGAGAACGACAGAGGACCCUCUUUGUCAGUCGGUGAAAACAGAAAUAAAAGUGCCAAAAGACAUUUAAAAAAAAAUUCUUGGAUUCAUAAGUUUUCAUGGCUGAGGUUUGAUCACGAGAUGAGAAAAAAAGAGAGACUGUAAGAAAACACGGCGAUGGUCGAAAGCAUAAAAAUGCUCGUGAAUGGAAAAAGCUAGAAAAUUAAAUUCAACACCACCGAUAUGAUCGCUUUCGUCCACAGGUCAUGCUGUAAAAAGAUGGCAGAAUGUUUUACAUUUUUUAAAGUUCAUUCUUGUGUGGCACUGAAUAUAAUCUGGCACCUGUUGUUUUUCCUCAUGAGCGCCAAUCGCUCCUUCAUUGUUUUUGUCUGGAGCCGUGUAAAAAGAGACUUAUUUACAUAACCUGAUGACAUCAUCAAGACAAUAGGUGCUUCCACAAAGUAUUAGUUGGGAGGGGUGUUCAGACUUCCACAAAUCAAGCUGUGGGAAUUGUGUUUAAAAUAUCACCACAAAUUAAAGAUUUUCUGUUUGUUGGAAUUGGUUAAAAAAUUUAGCAGUAUGACGUUUUUAUUUCUGUCUUUAAAUAAAUAAAAAUCCUGCAAUUUUA
Molecule: messenger RNA, 2490 nt
Organism: Silurus meridionalis
Lineage: Eukaryota; Metazoa; Chordata; Actinopteri; Siluriformes; Siluridae
Product: myosin-9-like
Exons: 17
Coding region: 175-1821 (548 amino acids)
Source: RefSeq, a predicted model, not a curated record